Molecule: messenger RNA, 282 nt
Organism: Eruca vesicaria subsp. sativa (arugula)
Lineage: Eukaryota; Viridiplantae; Streptophyta; Magnoliopsida; Brassicales; Brassicaceae
Source: the annotation of a GenBank genome assembly
AUGGAAACACAGAAGUCGAAGCUUGCAAAAAAGAAAAACAUCUCCGAUGAUGUAAAAACAAGUGGAGAAGAUUCGAUUCCUCUUGAUCUCAUUCCAGAUAUACUCAAAGGAUUGCCUGUUAAAACCCUUGCAAGGUUCCUCUGUGUAUCAAAGACUUGGUCAUCCAUCAUUCGCAACCGUGAUUUUUUGAAAGUCUACUUGAUCAAGUCGUCGUCGACUAAUCCUGGAGGUCUCAUCUUCACAUUCAAGAGCAAACGUCACGGAAAACACUUCUUCUUCUAA